AUGCUUGCUGAUUUAAAGGUUAAAAUUGAGGGUACUUCUACAAAUUCUGAUACUGUUUCCUUUGUUUCUGCAAAAAGGAUUUUUGAUGAUGAUUUUCCAGAAAUUAAAAGAUUUUUUGAAGAAAGACCUUUUCAAACCCAGUUUUCUAUUUCUGCCGAUAAGAUUUAUGAAUGGAAUACUGAUGGUAUGUCUGAACAAGAAAUCAUUAAUAAAAUGGGUCAUAUGUCUAUGGUUGGAAUUGCUUAUAUUAAUAACCAUGAUCUUGACCACCCUGAAAUUGUUGACCUUCUUGCUACUGGUUUUUCUGCUGAAGUCAACAAAAAUAAUCACACUGCUUGGUCCUCCAAUUCUUCAGGAGCAGAAAUGCCCAUCGCCCAGCUUUUAGAGUCUGGAAACUUUGUGGUUCGAGAGAAGGCUAAUACUAAUACUGAAAGCUAUAUAUGGCAAAGUUUCGAUUUCCCGUCAGACACACAGUUACCUGGCAUGAAGAUGGGUUGGAAUUUUAAGACUGGUCUUAACCGAUUCUUGACGUCUUGGAAAAAUGCUACUGACCCUUCUAGGGGGGAAUUUACUUACACAUUUGACAAUCUGGGGUUGCCUCAACUUGUUUUUCGCAAGGGAUCAGAGAAGAAGUUUCGCACUGGUCUGUGGAAUGGACUACGAUUUAGUGGAACAGUUGUGAACAUAAACGCAGUUUUUAAGCCCAAUAUUGUGUAUAAUAAGGAUGAAUUGUAUUACAUGUAUGAGGCUAAUGACAAUUCUAUUGUUACAAGAGUUACUUUGACUGAGUCGGGUUCAGUCCAACGUCUUUUGUUGAAUGAAGGGAGUGGCGAAUGGGGUGUAAUGUAUACAACACCGAAUGAUCUGUGUGAUGUUUAUGCACAGUGUGGAGCUAAUGGAAUUUGUAAGAUAAGCAAAAGACCAAUUUGUGAGUGUUUGAAGGGAUUUGUUCCAAAACAUCAGAAGGAGUGGGAAGUGCUUAAUUGGACUGGUGGUUGCAUGAGAAGGCUACCACUGACUUGCCAGAAGGGAGAAGGGUUUCUGAAACUUGAAGGAGUGAAAUCGCCAGACUUGGUCCAGUUUUGGUUGAACACAAGCACCAGCCUUGAAGAAUGUGAGUCAGAGUGCUUGAAGAACUGCUCUUGUACGGCUUAUGCUAACUCAGAUAUUAGAAAUGGAGGCACUGGUUGUUUGAUGUGGUUUGGUAAUUUAAUGGACAUAAGAGAGUUCGAUGAAAAAGGGGAACAGGCUAUUUAUGUUAGAGAGGUAGCUUCAGAACUAGACAAAUUAGGUUAUUCCAGUCUGAAGGAGAAGAAACUACUGAUCAUAUCAAUAACUUGUGGGAUGCUUGUUUUUGGUCUGGCGUGCUGCUUCAUUAUUUGGAAGAAUAGAACGAGGAAAAGAGGAAAAAGAACCAAGGAAGAUUUGGACGUGCCAUUGUUUGAUUUUGUUACUAUUGUGAGGUCAACAAAUAACUUCUCCGGAACAAAUAAGAUAGGAGAGGGCGGUUUUGGUCCUGUUUACAAGGGUGAGCUAUUAUCAGGACAAGAAAUAGCAGUGAAGAGGCUCUCAAAUAGUUCCAGCCAAGGUCUUGAAGAGUUUGUGAAUGAAGUUAUUAUGGUCUCCAAACUUCAACAUCGGAAUCUAGUUAAGCUUCUGGGCUGUUGCAUUGAAGGAGAAGAAAGGAUGCUAAUCUAUGAGUAUAUGCCCAACAAAAGUUUGGACUAUUUUAUUUUUGAUCAGAAUGGGAGAGCAUCAUUGGAUUGGCAGAAGCGCUUUCAAAUUGUCAUGGGAAUUGCAAGGGGACUUCUUUAUCUACAUCAAGACUCCAGAUUAAGAAUUAUUCAUAGGGAUCUCAAAACUAGCAACAUUUUACUUGAUCAUGAAUUGAACCCCAAAAUUUCAGACUUUGGUAUAGCAAGGAUUUUUGGAGGGGAUCAAAUGGAAGCAAAAACAAAGCGAGUAAUUGGGACAUAUGGAUACAUGUCUCCAGAGUAUGCAAUUGACGGAAAAUUUUCAGUCAAAUCAGACAUUUUUAGUCUUGGUGUACUAAUGUUAGAGAUACUCAGUGGCAAAAAGAACAGGGGGUUUUCCCAUCCAGAUCAUCACCAUAAUAUUUUGGGGCAUGCUUGGCUUCUGUGGAAUGAAAACAAAGCUUUGGAGCUAAUGGAUCCAUGUUUGAAGGAAUCAUAUGUUAAAUCUCAAGUGCUAGGAUGCAUUCAAGUGGGUCUACUAUGUGUUCAGAAACUUCCAGAAGAUAGACCAGCAAUGUCAUCAGUGGUUUCCAUGAUGGGAAAUGAGGGGUCACCACUUCCUCAGCCUAAACAGCCUGGUUUCUUCAUAGAAAGGAGUUCCAAUGAUGCAGAUGUGUCAACAAGUGUAGAAGGAUGCCAUACUGAAAAUGCACUCACUAUAACAGUGAUGGAAGCGAGAUAAAGGAAACAUCUGCCGUUGCAAUUGGGAUAAGUUGAUGUUCAACAAGAAAUGAGAUGUAAGAUUCAGAAGUUCAAAGUUUGUGGCAUCUUGAGUUGAUCACGGGGGCUGAAGUUGGGGUGUGCAUUAGAAUUCUAGUAGAUAAGAGAGAGGGAGAAACGAGAGCCUCGAUUGCCGGUUCCGAUAAGUAGGAAUUUAUGUCAUUUAUUUUUGCCAAUGCCAAGGGAAAAGGCAGGUAAAGGUACUAUUCUUGAGAAAAAGUUUCAAUGGCUAUGGUGAAGCAGAGUUCCUUCUGAGCUCGUGUUUUUUUUUUUUUGGUGGAUUAAUUUCUAUAUCUAUAUAUAACAGUAUCCUCCUUCAACUCAAACUUUAUGUUACUAGUUAUCUUAUUGGUAGAUAAUUUUUUUUU
Molecule: messenger RNA, 2842 nt
Organism: Quercus lobata
Lineage: Eukaryota; Viridiplantae; Streptophyta; Magnoliopsida; Fagales; Fagaceae
Product: G-type lectin S-receptor-like serine/threonine-protein kinase At4g27290
Exons: 10
Coding region: 1-2436 (811 amino acids)
Biological process (GO): protein phosphorylation; recognition of pollen
Cellular component (GO): plasma membrane
Molecular function (GO): protein serine/threonine kinase activity; ATP binding
Source: RefSeq, a predicted model, not a curated record